Messenger RNA from Ostertagia ostertagi, 219 nucleotides. The record is from the annotation of a GenBank genome assembly. Lineage: Eukaryota; Metazoa; Nematoda; Chromadorea; Rhabditida; Trichostrongylidae.
AUGGAACGUUUCCUUUCUGUUCUCAUCGUUAUUGGAGUCACCCUGGCCUGCCAUCCGGUGCCAGAACCAAAAAAGCAUGGAUUUGGGAACCAUACAUCGGACGUCACACUAGUCACCCAGGCUCGCUACGAUCCGAAUCUAAUCCAGCAUUUCAUGAAUACUUCCCACAGAUGGAUGUCUCUCAUUGGCUGGACGAUAUCAAGAAGUCAGAGUCGGUAA